CAGAUGUUGCUUCCGUGAUGCAUUGAUUUGCUGACAACUCCACAUCACAUGGCAGAAAUGAAAAAUUGUGCAGAUAGUCCGGAACCUGUAGAAGAUGUUCAGGGGGAUGGACGCUGGAUGAGUCAGCAUCAACGAUUUAUUACUGAGGGAAAAGAAAAAGAGCCAGAAGUCCUCCUCAUUGGUGAUUCAAUUAUCCAGCAAAUGAGAUUUUCCAAAGUGUGGAAUACCCUAUUCGAACCUCUGCAUUGUCUUAACUUUGGUAUCGGUGGUGACCAGACACAACAUGUUCUGUGGCGAGCCACUAAUGGAGAGCUGGAUGAUGUAUCACCAAAGGUAAUCGUUCUUAUGGUUGGUACCAAUAACCAUAACCACACUGCUGAGCAAAUCGUGGAUGGGAUCAUGGAGAUUGUUUGUGUGAUACGGAGUAAGCAAAAGGAUGCACAACUUGUCGUCAUGGGUGUCCUGCCCAGAGGACAAAAUCCUAACCCUCUGAGGAUAAAGAAUAGCAAAGUGAAUUCUUUACUUGAAGGAAAACUACAACGGCGGGAAAACGUGACGUUCUUUGCUGUGGAAGAUGAGGUGUUUAUCGGCAGUGAUGGGACAAUAGGGGCAGGUGACAUGUACGACUACCUUCAUCUGACACCUGAAGGCUACACAAAGCUCUGUGAACCACUGCUUGAGGUGGUUGAACACUUGUUACAGCUCUUUGUCAAAGUAGACAAUGUGUCCUUUGACACAGGCUCAAUGGCUGGGGACCUCGCAUCUGAUACUCAGUGAACUGUAGACUCUAGUAGUCUAUUGGAUCAAUCUUUCUGCUUUGCGGAAUAUUAGCUUUUUGUAAGAAGUUUAUCAUAUCGAGUCGGAAGAAUGUUUUUCUUGUGGAAUUUGGCACUAUCCCUAUUGUAAUCCUUGGGUAUUUUGAGUGGUCACGCUGAUAAUACUAUUGUAUGAAGAUAUAUCUAGCAGCCAAGUCUUUUCUGUUGUGAAUUAUGAAGGCUUUGUUACAAAACCAACAAUAAAGUAAAAAAAAAUAAUGAAGUAUAAGAAUGUGUGAUUAAGAGGAAAAGUUUAAUAUGAUGUUUGUUCUAUAUUGCUGAGAUAUUUAGUCUCCAUUUUCACAUUUUUUGUUACCAUGGAAAACAGGAUGUUUGUGAACAUCAUUUUUAGUAAAAGUGUACAGCACUUUGCCAUUUAAGUCGAUUAGCAAACAGUACCUGUUUGAGAAAAAAAACAUGUAAGUUCUUCACAAAAGCAUCAUGUUGUACAUGAGUAUACCUAUUGUCCCAUGAAGGCUGUACUGAUUUUGUGAACUAAAGUGCUAUCCAUGUAUGACUGUUAAGGAUCAUGUUAACUAUAGCCAGGACAGUCCUUGGAUGUCACACUGAUUGGAUUCUUGCCAUAUUCAAAGGCUUCUGCCCAGAUCCAAGUAUGGUAGUGUUAAAAUAUUUAUGAUGUAUCUUGGACAUUCCAUAUUAAAUAAAGUUUACUCAUAGCAAUUAAAAAAUGGGGGCUGCGAUGGCUGAGUGGUUAAGCCGUCUGACAGUCUGACCUCUGGGUCACAGGUUCAAGACCCACAUGAGGCAUUCACCAGGUAUUGGUUGCAAGUUGGUGGUUUUUCCUUUGGAACUCCAUCUUUCCUUCACAAGCCAAACCUGGCAUGUCCUUUAGUGACCCUGAACGGAUGUAAAUAACAAUAAACAAAUCAAAUUAAACAAAAGGGGAAUAUAGUUAUUUAGUCCAAUUUAGAUACCUGGUGUUAACUUAUAAGCCUGGUGGUUCAUACAGCCUGUUACUUAGGAAAUAAACACACUGUUUCAAUAAAAUUUUCUGGGUUUUUUUUUUCGAUUUUUCACAAUCUAGUCUUAUUAAUCCUUGUAUAUCAAUUAAAAUCAUUAAGUCCCAUGUGCUCGUUGACUCAGAUUAUUUUAGUGGGUUCCUGAACUAACCACAGGAACAUGGUACAACUAAUUCCAGUAUAUUACAUUAGGAGAAUUACUCAAUAUUAUUGAGUAUCUUAAUAUUGAAAUUGGAGCCGAGUCUGUUUCAACCAUCAGACAGGAGUUCAGGAGAGAAGAAUUAGGUUCUCUGAAUCAUUAGAAGGCUAAUUCCUUCAGUGAUCAGUGAUCUGAAUAAAGGAUGGAAGUCACACAACCUUGCAGUGCAGUUUACUUCACUGUCAUACACUGUUUUGAUACCACCCAGUGCUGUUCAAUGCCUGCACUUAAUCUCUGUUGUUUUACCCCCAGUGAUCCAGGAUCAUUUUUGUUGUUUGGUUUUCUAUUUUCUUUGUUAUUAAGACAUAGAGAAAUGAUUUCUUAAGCUGUUUCCCCUUGUUCCUACCUGUUAUGUUUAAUUGUAUGCUAGUAUUAUGAUCAAUGUAAGAAAAUGUGUGCCACAACCUAUUUAACAAUGUAUUUCCAACUACUGCCCAAUGUAUUUCAUCUCUAGGACUCAGAAACAUAUUUUUCUGUUUAUACCGGGUAUGUUUAUCAAAAAAGUAUACCGCAUAUCAGGAAGUUUUUGCUGGUUUUUAUAUUUUUGUGUAUUUAGCAACCAUUUCAAAAAUGAUAAAAAUGAAUUAAUUAAAAAAAAUUGCAUGUUUUCUGGUUAUUGGAAAUAUGUAAAUAAUGCACCAUUAGAGUUGAUGAAUCUACAUCUUUGCAUGACGCAAAAAUAUCCCGAUAUACGGUAUUGCUUAUAGAUUUGGGUGAAACAUGUACAUUGUAAUUUCAUAAGAAGUAAACUUUAGUUAUAAAUUUGGAUGAAAUUGAAAAAUUCCUGUUUCAUGAUAGAAAUUGAUUCACACAUAAUUUUAGAAGUAAAAUAUCAUUCAUGAAAAUGACUAUAACAGAUUUAGCUCGUAUGGCAGUCUUUUAUCAUGAGAUUUCACAUUAAAUAUGAUAUUACAGAAAUGAUUGAAGAAUUAUGUGUAAGUAGUGUUAUUCCUUCAAUGUUAUACAGCCACAAUAACAUCUCACAGGUUAAGUCUUUUCUAACAUACUUAUCAACAUUUAAACAUUCAAUCUUCCCUUCAAAGUCAUUGAAAUUGUUGUAUUAUGUUAAUAUUUGUGAAAUUUCAUAGCAGCUUAUAUUUGACAAUUGAAAUAAUUUAGUUUGAAAUAAUUGUUCGUACUAUAUAGAUAUUGAAAAAUUUUUUUUUUAAAAAAUGUGAAAACUGAAAUAUAUUGUCAAC
Ylistrum balloti is the source of this 3193-nucleotide messenger RNA. RefSeq names its product platelet-activating factor acetylhydrolase IB subunit alpha2-like. NCBI's taxonomy places the organism in Eukaryota, Metazoa, Mollusca, Bivalvia, Pectinida, Pectinidae. Bases 49 to 777 code for a protein of 242 amino acids. The transcript has 5 exons. The record is from RefSeq and is a predicted model, not a curated record.